Messenger RNA from Daphnia carinata, 2601 nucleotides. It is a transcript of the gene sbm, whose product is annotated as b(0,+)-type amino acid transporter 1-like. Gene Ontology annotation, molecular function: L-amino acid transmembrane transporter activity. NCBI's taxonomy places the organism in Eukaryota, Metazoa, Arthropoda, Branchiopoda, Diplostraca, Daphniidae. Bases 392 to 2038 code for a protein of 548 amino acids. Gene Ontology annotation, cellular component: membrane. The transcript is spliced from 15 exons. The record is from RefSeq and is a predicted model, not a curated record. Gene Ontology annotation, biological process: amino acid transmembrane transport.
UGAGGUUUGUAGUCUGGAUGGUAGCCAGAUCACAUAGUUUGUCACUGCUUUCGAAUCGAUUAAACGGAUUGGCAGCGAAAGAGAUCGAAUGGGAUGGACCGUAGGUGUUUUUAUAUCCAGCGAUACACUAUCCCUGACUAAGUGAGAAUGAAAAUAAGAAAUGAAAAGGAAAAUUUAAAAAAAUCUUAAAAAAUCACAUGCGCCGAGCUGGCAGGGGUAAGAUGUGUGCUAAAUUUACUCACAUACACACACGCACGCAUACACACAUUUCAUCCGGCGCCGGCGUAGUAGAGCGUCGCCGGAUGGGCGCGCGCACUAUCGGCCGUGUACCAGCAGUGAAACUGGCGGUGAGCAUGUCGUCAUUCAGUCUUCGGCGUUGUUCCAGGAAAGAAUGGUUCAACAUGUUACCGCUCUACCAAUUGGAGGUGCUGAACAGCCUCAUCAUAGUCUCUUCAAAGAUACGGGGGUUAGUGACAGUGGGACAACAACACCGACUUCCAACGGAGACGACGGUAGCCGAAGCCGAAGCAAUAGCGAUGACGCAACCAGCUCCAAUCCGAGGAAUGACGGCUUGGAGCGGAACGUGUCAACGCCGAAUGACGCUCUUCACCUCGAGAGACGGGUGGGACUCGUCAGUGGGGUGGCUUUAAUCGUUGGCACCAUGAUUGGCUCGGGUAUUUUCGUCUCGCCGUCGACCCUUCUGGUGAAAACCAAGUCGCCUGGUCUCUUCCUGGUCAUCUGGGCUGCUUGCGGUCUGCUCUCUACCCUCGGAGCCCUAUGCUACGCCGAAUUGGGUACCCUCAUCCCGAAAAGCGGUGGCGAAUAUAUUUACUUUAAAGAAGCGUUUGACUCACCUCGUCACCGCUUUUGGGGUCCCGUCAUGGCUUUCCUCUACGCCUGGGUUUCGGUGAUCCUGCUCAGGACGUCGUCCAUGGCCAUCAUUGCCUUAGCCUUUGCUGAAUACUCUAUCGCUCCGCUGAUGGAUACGUUGAAUUUUUGCUGGCCAGAUGAUAACCGAUACACUUUGACUCGUUUGGCUGCCGCACUCUGCAUUUGCCUGAUAACUUUUAUCAACUGUUUCAGUGUUAAGCUGGCUACCAAAGUACAGAAUAUCUUUACGGCGGCCAAGUUGGUGGCGAUCGCUAUCAUCAUUGCCGGUGGUCUUUACAUGAUCGGCAUUGGCAAUACUCAGUACCUGAGCCAAGGAUUUGAAGGUUCUACCACUUCUUUCGGUGACAUUGCUACUGCUUUCUACAGUGGCCUCUGGGCGUAUGACGGAUGGAACAACCUGAACUACGUUACUGAAGAACUCAAGAAUCCUUUUGUGAAUCUUCCGCGAUCCAUCAUGAUAGGAAUCCCGCUCACUACUGCGUGCUAUGUCUUGGUCAACGUGGCUUACCUGGCCGUCUUGUCUCCGACUGAAAUGAUGGAAUCCGAAGCCGUCGCUGUGACUUUCGGCACUCGGGCGCUGGGGGCUUUAGCUUGGCUGAUGCCGCUAGCCGUGUGCAUCAGUUGUUUCGGCAGUGCCAAUGGAACGCUCUUCGUUGGUGGAAGGUUGUGCUACGUGGCGAGUCGUGAAGGACAUUUGGUUGACGUUCUUUCCUACGUCCACAUCCGACGAUUGACUCCCUCUCCAGCACUUCUUUUCAAUAGCGCCGUGGCACUUAUGAUGAUCAUCCCUGGCGAUAUCGCCAGUUUGAUUGAUUUUUUCAGUUUCACGGCAUGGAUUUUCUACGGAGCCGCUAUGCUUGCACUUAUCGUCAUGAGGUUCACCAAAAAAGACGCCCCGAGGCCUUACAAGGUACCGAUUAUCAUUCCGGUUAUCGUGCUAAUCAUUUCCGUUUACCUGGUCAUCGGGCCAAUUGUGGACAAUCCGAAAAUCGAGUAUUUAUACGCCACUUUGUUCAUCUUGGCUGGGUUCUUACUUUACGUACCUUUCGUCUAUUACAAGAAAGUUCUGCCCGGAAUGAGUUACAUUACAACAUUUCUGCAACUCCUGUUGGAAGUAGCUCCAUCAACAGCCAUGGCAGAGGACUAACGUUACAAACAGUCACCAUGGCGAUCAAAUAAGAGAUGACAACCGAAAAAUUUCCGUAUUUAUGGUCUAGCACUAUAGGCGGUGAACUAUUACGUGUACAUUAUUGUUACUCCGAUCAUGUGUUAUAAAACCUUGUGUUGGUACGAUGAUUGCCAUGCAAUCUACAUAUAAAAAAAUGGUUGUCUUUCCCUCCUCUUCAGUCAUCCUUUUUCAUAAAUGGUUUUGUCCUGAAACAAUGAGCUCGAGGAGUUCUUAUAAUUCAAUCGAAAUUUUACCAAAAGACACAAAGUUUGUAUUGUUGAUUUAGAGCAAUGUUUUUUUUCUUCGUCUUUCCCCCUCCAACACAAUCAAGUACUAUUCUAGAUUUUAAUCUCCCAAAAUGGCGAGAAAAAUUAUUUUAAAACAGGGAUUCGUUCAUCAUAGACUUUUUUUUUUGAAUUUUUUUAUCACGCAGCUUCCAUGUACUUAAAAUCGAAGCCACUGAAAUGUAAACUUAAUCACUCAGUGACUGUGAAUUUUGUACAGCAUGCAUACCGAAGAAUAAAAUACACAAGUGCCAAUCA